CACAAUCAGUAGAAUUGUCCCUACCAUAGAAAAUGAAUGACAAACUGGUAAUCCAUCCAAGAACACCAUCAGUGCAGUGCCGACAAUUUCAAGCCAACAGGUUCAGUGUGUUUGGUCAAGCCGAAAUUAUCGAAAUCAAUCAAGUGAAUGGUAGUUUUCGUCCGCCUAAGUGCAGCUAAAUGCGUUUUAUUGCGGAAGUUUGCAGGAAAGAUCGGUUAAUUUUGCGCUUUGAGUGAUGCGGGAUAGGCAGGAUUAGUGUUUUAGUUGGGGGUGUUUGAGCGGCUUGAAACAAUGACGGUGGAAAGUGCAAAAUCGUCGCCUCAAGCGCAGACGAUAUCCGCCCUACGAAGAGCCCUGCCUCAAAUUCUAGCUGUCAGUGUGAAAAAUGUGCUUCUUUUCGUGUUCGGGAUGUCGCUGGGCUUUCCCACUAUCCUAAUCCCCAACCUAUCCGGAGGCGAUCCAGAUGAGAAGAUCGUGCUUGGAGUAGACGCAAUUUCAUGGAUAGGGUCUGUGAACUUGCUUUGCGUCCCACUAGGCUGCUUCCUGUCCGGCUACGUGACGCAACCUUUCGGAAGAAGAAGAUCCAUGCAGUUCGUCACUGUUCCAUUUCUGGCUGCCUGGUUGAUUUUUCAGUACGCCACCGAGCCCUGGCAUGUGUUUCUUGCGCUUUGUAUUACUGGAUUCAGUGGGGGACUUCUAGAAGCCCCGACCUUGACGUAUCUGGCUGAAGUCACCACUCCAAACUUGCGCGGAGUUUUAGCAGCCACUUCUUCAGUCUCAGUGAUAGUCGGCAUCCUGGCGCAGUUCCUCUUGGGGACGUUCCUCCAUUGGCGCUCUGUAGCUCUCGCCAGCUCCGUCCUGCCAAUUGUGGCGUGUGCUUUGCUGUUUUUCGUGCCAGAAAGCCCUUAUUGGUUGGUGAUGAAGAACCGGCAGACGGAUGCUCAGAAAAGCAUCGCGUGGCUUCGAGGAUGGUUGCCAGUGGACGAUGUUCUGAUCGAAUACAAGGAGUUCUAUGAGCAAUUGAACAAGAACAAGACGAAGCGCGAAUCUUCUCAAGGCCCGCAAAGCGAGGUUUCUGCGCUCGCAAAAAUCAAAGAGAACUUGAAGUUAUUCACCAAAAAGAACUUCCUGUGGCCCUUUGGUUUGGUGACUUUAACCUUCGGAGUUGGGCACUUUUCCGGGAUGACCCCGCUGCAGACCUACGCUGUGAAGAUUUUCGCCACCUUCAACGUCCCGAUUAACAAAUACUAUGCCACCAUCAUCCUAGGUGUUGCGGAAGCCCUGGGCUGCAUCCUCAGCUCCAUCCUGGUCCAUUUCGUAGGGAAAAGACGAAUGAACUUUUUCUCCCUAUUGGGCACGGGAUGCUGCUUCUUCGUUGUCGCCACCUAUGCGCAAACCAUCAACGUUAAAUUCUUGGAGGCGAGUCACUUGGAGACCAAAAUCGGACCUCAGUUGGAAGGUCAGAGUUGGGUACCCAUGAUCUUCUUGAUCGGGGCUGCUUUCUUCUCACACACAGGGAUCCGGAUUUUGCCUUGGAUGCUCAUAGGCGAGGUUUAUUACAGCGACAUCAGAGCAACAGCAAGCGGCUUCUCAGCAGCAGCCAGCUACAUCUUGGGCUUCAUAGCAAACAAAAUCUUCUUCUCAAUGAUUUCCUUUUUAACACUGCCGGGAACCUUCUGGUUCUACACGGCCGUUGCCCUCUUGGGAGUCAUCAGCCUCUACUACUGGUUGCCGGAAACCGAAGGAAAAACACUUUUUCAGAUAACCGAGCAUUUCAGCGGCGGCGAGCAGCUGGAUAAUAAAGUGUCCAACUUUUUGCGGUUGAGGAAGCUGCAAAAGAAGCAACAGGCUCUGGAUGGUGGUGGCAAAGGCGUGGAAAACGCGGCGUUUGAUGAAGAACCCGCUAAACGCUGUGAAGUUCUGGAUGUACGACUGUGAUAUUGAAGUGUGACAAAUAUAUUUUUUUAGACUACAUGAAUAAAGGCACUGUAUAUGCGUA
Messenger RNA from Dendroctonus ponderosae (mountain pine beetle), 1999 nucleotides. Its product is annotated as facilitated trehalose transporter Tret1. The transcript is spliced from 7 exons. Gene Ontology annotation, cellular component: membrane. Gene Ontology annotation, biological process: transmembrane transport. The record is from RefSeq and is a predicted model, not a curated record. Bases 292 to 1938 code for a protein of 548 amino acids. Lineage: Eukaryota; Metazoa; Arthropoda; Insecta; Coleoptera; Curculionidae. Gene Ontology annotation, molecular function: transmembrane transporter activity.